Molecule: messenger RNA, 261 nt
Organism: Anthostomella pinea
Lineage: Eukaryota; Fungi; Ascomycota; Sordariomycetes; Xylariales; Xylariaceae
Source: the annotation of a GenBank genome assembly
AUGACGAUCAACUUCGUUGAGAAGCUCGAUGAUGCCCUCCUCCGUGCUGCGAAGGAAUUGUUCCUCAGAUUCCUUGGUGGUUUGCCAGCAUCUGAAGAACCGCAGAAGCACGCCGACGAACCGCAGAAGAACGCCAAAGAACUCCAGGAGAAGCCCGGGCAACUCGAGAAGGAGGUCGAUAAUUUCUCAUCGGAAAUUGAAGAUGAACAGUUCACGCCUGCAGAGAUCCAAGAGGCUCUCCUCCCUAGUGACACAGCGUAG